This is a messenger RNA of Hemiscyllium ocellatum (epaulette shark), 4259 nucleotides long. RefSeq names its product CTP synthase 1b (gene ctps1b). Gene Ontology annotation, cellular component: cytoplasm; cytoophidium. Bases 105 to 1886 code for a protein of 593 amino acids. Gene Ontology annotation, molecular function: CTP synthase activity; identical protein binding. The record is from RefSeq and is a predicted model, not a curated record. The transcript is spliced from 19 exons. Lineage: Eukaryota; Metazoa; Chordata; Chondrichthyes; Orectolobiformes; Hemiscylliidae. Gene Ontology annotation, biological process: pyrimidine nucleobase biosynthetic process; CTP biosynthetic process.
ACCAAGGCAGCCACUAGGAGCCUCUUUGUGUCCUGUGUCUCUGGUUGUAUUGAGGGCCUGUUCUGGAGCAGGCAGGGACACGUGUGCUGGAGACCAAAAGACAAAUGAAGUACAUUUUGGUGACUGGCGGUGUGAUCUCAGGGAUUGGCAAAGGCAUAAUUGCCAGCAGCAUUGGAACCAUCCUGAAGUCUUGUGGGCUCCAUGUCACGUCAAUCAAAAUCGACCCAUACAUUAAUAUUGAUGCCGGAACAUUCUCCCCAUAUGAACACGGUGAGGUGUUCGUGUUGGAUGAUGGUGGAGAGGUAGACUUGGAUCUGGGAAACUACGAGCGGUUUCUGGAUAUCCGUUUAACGCGAGACAACAACAUUACGACAGGGAAGAUCUACCAAUCAGUGAUUAAUAAAGAACGAAAAGGAGAUUAUCUGGGCAAAACUGUGCAAGUUGUCCCACACAUCACGGACGCCAUUCAGGAGUGGGUGGUCCGGCAAGCACUCAUUCCAGUCGAUAGUGAUGGCGUCGAGCCUGAAGUGUGUGUUAUUGAGCUGGGUGGUACAGUGGGAGAUAUUGAGAGCAUGCCUUUCAUUGAAGCAUUCCGUCAGUUCCAGUUCAAAGCCAAAAGAGAGAACUUCUGCAACAUUCAUGUCAGUUUAGUUCCUCAGCCAAGUACAACAGGGGAGCAAAAAACAAAACCAACCCAAAACAGCGUUCGGGAGCUUCGUGGUCUCGGACUGUCGCCAGAUUUGAUUGUCUGCCGCUGUACAACGCCCAUGGAGAAAUCUGUCAAAGAAAAGAUCUCUAUGUUCUGCCAUGUAGAACCCGAACAGGUCAUCUGUGUGUAUGAUGUCUGUUCCCUCUACCGAGUCCCUUUAUUACUUGAAGCAGAAGGUGUGGUGGGCUAUUUUAAGGAGAGGCUGAACCUCCAAUUUGAAGCCAAUUCUAGAAGACUACUGAACAAGUGGAAAGAGAUGGCAGAUAGGUAUGAUCGCACACUCGAGACAUGCUCCAUUGCGUUGGUUGGUAAAUAUACCAAACUCUCCGACUCCUAUGCCUCAGUCAUAAAGGCUUUGGAACACGCAGCUUUGGCUAUUAAUCAGAAACUGGAAGUCAAGUACAUUGACUCCGCAGACUUGGAACCUUGUAGACAAUUGGAUGAGCCGGUCAAGUACCAUGAAGCCUGGCAGAACUUGUGCAGUGCCAACGGAGUCUUGGUUCCUGGUGGUUUCGGUUUUCGAGGUACAGAGGGCAAGAUCCUCGCUAUUGCUUGGGCCAGAAGACAAAAGAAACCAUUUUUAGGUGUCUGUCUUGGAAUGCAGUUGGCAGUUGUCGAGUUUGCACGAAAUGCACUUAAUUGGUCAGAUGCCAAUUCCACUGAAUUUAAUCCUAAUACAAAGUAUCCUGUGGUGAUAGAUAUGCCCGAACACAAUCCCGGAGAGAUGGGAGGGACCAUGAGACUCGGCAAGAGGAAAACCAUCCUGAAAGAAAAGAAUUCAGUAUUAAGGAGGUUGUAUAAGGAUUGUGACUACAUUGAAGAACGUCACAGGCAUCGAUAUGAGGUAAAUCCUGAAAUGAGAAGUAACUUUGAAGAAAAGGGAUUUCGUUUCGUUGGCCAGGAUGUGGAGGGAGAACGAAUGGAAAUAAUUGAACUUGAUGAGCAUCCCUAUUUUGUUGGCGUCCAGUACCACCCAGAAUUCACCUCCAGACCAAUGAAACCAUCGCCACCUUACUUGGGCUUGAUGUUGGCUGCUUCAGGAAAACUUCAGCGUUACUUGGAAAAGGGGUGCAGGCUGUCACCCAGAGAUACCUACAGUGAUCAAAGUGGGAGCAGUUCACCAGAUUCUGAAAUUGUUGAUUUGAAGCUGUCAGCCAUUCUAACACACGAAUCAUAACUGGUAUCGCUUCAUUCUACAGCUCUGAAUCACUGGUGUUUGAACUGCGACAUCCACUUGAUGUAAGAGUAUUACAUACUUGGUGUGUUGGUCUUGUCCACACAGCACACUGCCUGAGAGACACUGUUCGUUUCAUUUUGUGUUACUGUGUGACGUCUGUGAAAAUCCUAUCCAUUUAUUACAUAAAAGGAAUUAUUUUGUGUUCAUGUCUCCUGACAGCCUUCAUAGAUUUUAGAGUUAAGUUCUUGAAUCUGGAAUGUUCUACAGUGACAUAAAAUCAAAGUAACAUAUUGUAAUGGAAUUAGCAAGGAUCAUGUGGCAUACAUUUGGGACACGACGAUGCAACAACAAUUGUUCGUUUUGAAAAGUUCCCAUCUCCCAACAUUCUUAUGUUUAUGACAAACUGUACUUUUAUUUUGACACUACCUCUGCAAAAUGUGGUUUGAGCAAUGUGCUAGUUCCUUUUUACUCAGAAGCAUCCUGUGUCUGAUUCAAGCUUCUCCUAAUGUUUGUUUUCUUUUGUACCUCCAUAUGUUGCAGGUGUAGGACGGGAAGGAUGCAUUUUCCUGUUUAGCUUAUGCACUGUUACACUUGGUGUGAAACUGGUUCUGUAAAAGUUUAUUUCAUGUUGUUGAGAAAUGUAACUUCUUAUUUUUACAUGAGGGUGGAAUUACUUGACUUUGUUUAGAAAAUGCAGUCACAUUAUUACCAUUAAGAAAGAACAGUCAGGCUAUAAUUGGGAUUGUACGGUUUCAUGUUUCCAUUCAUUGCAAUCAAGUGAUCUACAGCUGAUUUUUGGAGAUUGGGAGCAGACUUCUUAAAAGAAGUAGCAGCAGCGUAUUAACUUCAGCCUUGUUCCACCAAUUAGAUAUAUACCGAGAGCAGAACCUGUAUUGAAAGAGCUGCCUCAAAGGUUUAACCAGUCCAGAAAGGAGGUUGGAGUUCACCCCCAUGUUUCCACAUCUCAAUGGUGUGAAAACUGCUUGCUUUAUUCAUCGUACACGUUGGCAUUCACAUGCGGAAGUGAGAAUGAUCCCACUAUCACCUGAUUUCUGCUUGAGUUCUUGCUCUGGCUUCAAGGCUGGAACAGGAUGAAAAAACAUCAAAAGGGCUGAACUAGCAAGGUCACUUCGAGAAUGUGAUUAAAUGUGCCUCUUUUCCUUAAGAGUUGUUUUGAGACUCUGUUCCCCACUCAUUCCCACGGACUUUAGGUCAGUUUAGAAGACGUUGCAUUUUCUGCUCUUUUUGUUUUAUGUCACCUCAGCAAAAUAUGGCUCAAUGGGGUUGAUGUUGGAAGGUAGUUUGCCCAGGAUGAGGAGCUGGAAAUUACAUGGGACAACCUCAGGAUAACGAGGUAACAAUCUAGGGCUAGGUCCGGUGAAAAUUCUUCUCCCAAAAAGUUGUCAGUUGUUGGAAUUCUCUGAGAAUCACCAGACCUCUGUGGUUAUUUUUGAAUUUCUUCAGGGCUAAAGUUGUUAUAUUUUAGGGAUAUGGGGAUAAUCCAUGACCGUAGCAUAAUUUUCAAUCUGCCAUUCUCUUACUGAGCGACAUAGCAAACUUGGCUUUGAAUUGUAUUUCUUUGGUAACUUUAGAUUUUUUUAUUUAUUCAUGAGAUGAGGGCAUUGCUGCCCAUCCCUAAAUGCCCACUUAUGUGUCAACGAUAUGACCAUCUGGAAUCAGGUGGAAACCAGACCUGGUAAGGAUGGCAGUUUCCUACUCAAGGGCAUUUGUGAACCAGAUGGGUUUUUCCAACUGUCAGCACCGUCAUCAUUAAGUCCAGAUUUUUAAAAAUGGAAUCCAGAUUCUGCCAACUGAUGGGGUGGAAUUUGAGCCCAGGUCCUCUCAGCAGUGCCCAUGGCUCUGGAUUGAUAGUUCAGCAAUAACACCACAAGUCCAUCACCUCUCCUGGAGAUUGAUGCUGGAGUAAUGAUGGUGACUAAAGACCGGGUUCAGUCUGAAACAAGAGUGGAAUUGCCAACAAAUUCAUUUGCCUCGUUGAUGCCUACUAAUAACCCAAACUGAAUCAGCUUGGUUUAUUCUCAUUUCGGUAAAACAAAAAUAUAUUCUGUCCAUGGUUAGACCCCUUCCCCAGCACAUUAAUACAAUAGUCUGAACUUAUCAAUGCAAGACAUCCAUUUAAUAACAUGCACUAGGACUCUGUAUGCACCUCCCCUCACUCUGGUUCAUUAAAUUGCAGUCAAGUGGGAAGAGCUAUUGCUGGAAUGUGACUUUUGUAGAAUGCAAGUGGGUAUGUUAUCAUAUCCCCAAGCUAUAUCAAACUUGAAAUAAAACUGUGCCUGCUUUUAUAAUUCAUCAUGGAAGUAAACUCUUGAUUUAUAUAAUCUUGAAAUAAAGAUGAAUGGAAGUAUUGUA